AUGGGGCAGAAAAAAGUAUCGAAAAGGAAAUAUGUUAAUCCGAAAUUAGGAGGAAAUAAAGGCGAAAGUGGAAAGGAUACACGUCUUCCAGAUAACGCGGAGAACUCUGAAGAUUUGAUAGCGGCUCAAAUUAAUGUUGACGAAGACGCUACGGAUGAAGAGGUAGAAGAGGAUGCAGUCAUAUCUUCGGAUGAAGAAGUAGAAAAAGAUGCGGUUAUAUUUGAUUCGGAUGAAAAUAAUGACGAUUCAGAUGAGGAUGACGAUAAUUCAGAUGAGGAGGACUACAAUUCGGAUGAGGAGGACUAUGAUUCGGAAGAUGCUGGGUCGGAAAGCAGUUAUGAAGAGGAAGCGCAAGAAGAGUCGCCGACCAAGCCGAAAGAUGACAAAUUAAAGAAUAAAAGUAAGAGCGAAGAAUCUCUGAUAGCCAGAGGCAAGACGUCAACAUCGAGAGAAAUUACACAAGUAGAUAAAUUAAAAAACGAUAAAAAUCGCAGGGGUUUUGAUAAGAUACACAAAGACGAUGCAAAUAAACAAGAGAUUAAAACUAUAUCUAACAAUGCAAGUGACGAGAAUGAGUACGCAUAUGACAGCUCUGAUGAGGAAGAUAUUCGUAACACAAUUGGGAAUGUACCGUUGAAGUGGUACGACGAAUAUGAUCAUCUCGGAUAUGAUUGGGAAGGCAAGAAAAUUCCUAAGCCCGAAAAGGGCGAUGAAUUAGAUAACUUUUUGAAGAGAAUGGAGGAUCCUGACUUUUGGAGAACUAUAAAAGACCCUCAAACCGGUCAGGAUGUCGUACUGAGCGAGGCAGAUAUAGAUUUGAUUGUAAGAAUUCAAAAGCAGAAAGUUCCCGAUACUCAGUUCGACGAAUACGCGCCAUGGGUGGAUUGGUUCACUUCUGAAGUAAUGAAAACGCCACUUCGUAAAUUCCCGGAGCACAAACGUUCUUUCUUACCGUCUAAGAACGAGGCUAGAAAAGUAUCCAAGUUGGUGCACGCUCUCAAGAUGGGUUGGAUCAAAUCGACCACAGAAAUGCAAAAAGAAAGAGAGAAGAAUCAAGGGCCGCAGUUCUACAUGCUGUGGCAGUCCGACGAUCAGGCAGAGGAAAUGCGUAGAAUUCAUAAGCAUAUCCCAGCGCCAAAGAGACAUUUACCUGGCCAUGCGGAAAGCUACAAUCCUCCGCCGGAAUACCUGUUUGAUAAUAAAGAACUUAAAGAAUGGAACAAAUUGAAGGCAACUCCGUGGAAGAGGAAGUUACAUUUUAUACCGGAGAAAUUCGGUUCCCUGCGAGAAGUACCUGCAUAUCCAAGAUAUAUCAAAGAAAGAUUUCAGAGGUGUUUAGAUCUGUAUCUGUGCUCCAGAUCGUUAAAGAUGAGAUUAACAAUAGAGCCUGAGGCCUUGGUUCCGCAACUGCCCAGUCCGAAGGACUUGCAGCCAUUCCCAACAACAAUGUUUAUGGUGUAUAAAGGACAUACAGAUAUGGUCAGAAGUAUUACUGCGGAACCAGAGGGACAGUUUAUUGCGUCCGGUGGAGACGAUAUGUCAUUGAAAAUAUGGGAAGUGAGUACAGGCAGGUGCUUGAAAACAGUGCCUUGCGGUGGCGUCAUACGAAGUGUUUCCUGGCGUCCGAACCAAGCUAUGUCGUUGAUAGCCGUUGCAGCUGAUAAAAAAGUGCUUUUAAUCAAUCCUGGAGUUGGAGAUAACGUUAUUACCAGCAAAACCGAUGAACUUCUGGAGAUAAUACCACAGAGCGAAAUAAUAGUGAGCGACAGGGUACAAAAUGCAGUACAGUGGGAGCAAGCGGAAGGUGAAAACUGGAACAAUGGAAUUAGGAUAAUUCUAAAUCAUUUUAAAAUCGUGAAGCAAGUAACGUGGCAUGGAAAAGGAGAUUAUUUCGCUACCGUCAUGCCAGAUGGUCAGAAUAGAUCAGUUUUGAUAAAUCAACUAUCGAAGCGAAGAUCUCAAUUACCUUUUAAUAAAUCAAAAGGAUUAAUACAAUGCGUGCUGUUUCAUCCGAUUAGACCAUAUUUAUUUGUUGCGACGCAAAGGAACGUGAGAAUAUACGAUCUUGUACAACAGGUAAUGGUUAAAAAAUUAUUAUCUAAUUCACAAUGGAUAUCAACAAUGGACAUUCAUCCAGGGGGUGAUAACGUUUUAGUAGGAACAUACGAUCGCAAAAUGCUUUGGUUCGAUUUAGAUUUCAGUAAAGAACCUUAUCAAACAUUGCGAUUACACGGGACUGGCGUACGCGCUGUAGCAUUCCACAAACGUUAUCCUCUAUUUGCUUCUGGAGCCGAUGAUAGGGCGCUAAUUGUGUCUCAUGGAAUGGUGUACAAUGAUCUUCUACAAAAUCCGUUAAUUGUACCACUGAAAAGAUUGUGUAAUCACGAGUCAUAUAAUGAUUUUGGCAUUUUGGACGUCAUGUUUCAUCCUAUUGAACCGUGGGUCUUUUCCGCUGGCGCAGACUUCACUAUACGAAUGUACACAUAAAUAAGUACAUACAGAUGUUUGGAACAUCUAUAGGUAUUGCCGUCGUA
This is a messenger RNA of Temnothorax curvispinosus, 2534 nucleotides long. Its product is annotated as ribosome biogenesis protein BOP1 homolog. Gene Ontology annotation, biological process: ribosome biogenesis; maturation of LSU-rRNA from tricistronic rRNA transcript (SSU-rRNA, 5.8S rRNA, LSU-rRNA). The transcript has 8 exons. The record is from RefSeq and is a predicted model, not a curated record. Gene Ontology annotation, molecular function: protein binding; ribonucleoprotein complex binding. Lineage: Eukaryota; Metazoa; Arthropoda; Insecta; Hymenoptera; Formicidae. Gene Ontology annotation, cellular component: PeBoW complex; preribosome, large subunit precursor. The coding region runs from base 1 to 2487 and encodes 828 amino acids.